GUAUUGUGACUGGAACCCAACCAGUAAGGUUCAACCCUGUUAUGGUUGUUGAUUCAGCCAGAACAUCUGUGCCUGUUCACUCAUCCUUUGUAACUGAAGGAACUUUGGUUCAGACAGAAGGAUCGGUCCUGGGGCAAAGUAACCAGAUGCAGCCUACUUCAAAGCCCAAUGCCUCACCUAGACCCAGCAUAUUACGUAAGAGGGACAAUGAUGGCUCACCUUUGAAGGCACAGAAGAAUCUGGCUCCAGUUUUAGCAGCUCUAAGCAGUGGUGCCCCAGUCUCUCCUCCAUCACCACGACGUCCUGAUUCCCGUGGCAAUGGAGGCAAUUCUUCUGGUGGCUCUACUACCAUUUCAGCUACUUCAUCUCCAGGGCUGGGUGAAGCCGGAGAUGAUUCAUUGCCACCAAUAAAACAAGAACCAGUAGAAGAAGGAGAGAGACCUCCAGUUGAGAUGAGCCCUCGUAAAAAACCACGUAAACAACAGCUGUAAGUGUAUAUAUUUAUUUGUAGUUUA
Zootermopsis nevadensis is the source of this 515-nucleotide messenger RNA. The record is from RefSeq and is a predicted model, not a curated record. NCBI's taxonomy places the organism in Eukaryota, Metazoa, Arthropoda, Insecta, Blattodea, Termopsidae.